CUCCCCUCUGUCGUCGCUGAUAUUUCCAGUAGACUUAUCUUCAGUCCCAAUCUCCCCAUUUUUGUUAGCCCUAUGUUGGCACCUCCCAUUUUGACUUUAUUUUCACCGCUUUGUUAUCACCUCGCACUUUUUCGGUCUAUCGCAAAAUUGUGUCUCCCCUAUAAGUGCGCCAUAUUCAUUUGUGUGUAAGUGCAUGUGCUGACUUGACGGACCCUCUUCAAAACAAACUGUGCAUUUCUCUCUCACCCCCGGUUGAUGUCAAAAUGAAGAGAAUACUCCCCGUGUGUGUGCUUGCCAUUUCGUGCCUCCUGUCAAACGUAAAAUGUUUCACGACCAACGUCUACAACGGAAGUGGCCUUCAUAACUGUUCCAGCCUCUUCUGUUCUUACGACAAAUUAUCAAAUAUUUACGACAAUUCUAAGUUUAUCCUGGCGGAGCUGGAAAGCAUUCUUUACGAUGUGCGCGAUGAGAAGAAUGCGCAUCAGUCGGAACACGAGCGUGACAAAUCGCUGGACCUCGAAAUAAAAUUUCCUAAUUCUAAGGAUCACGAGGAUUUGUCGUAUUUAUCUCCCGACGAGGAGUACGAGAAUGAAAGCAGCUUUGGUGAGCCCGUUCCGUACAUCAUCAUUAGCAGGAUGGACGAUGACGACUUCGAAAAGUCUAUACUAAGUAAAACCCCGGAGAGGCUAGACGACUCGGAAAAUAGCGAACUGACGAACGAAGAACAGAUGGACAUGGCCUUCUCUAAAAUACGUGACCUUGAAGAACAGCAGAAGCGCUUUUCGGAGGAGAAGAGGAAAUUCAAUUUGAAGAAGUACCUACGAUGAAGUCAGCACGUGGUGCACGCAAAAUGAGGAAGCUAAAAAGGAAGGAGCCCCCGAGGUGAUGCAUAACUCAGCCAUACUCUGCACAU
Messenger RNA from Plasmodium vivax (malaria parasite P. vivax), 913 nucleotides. RefSeq lists its product as hypothetical. The record is from RefSeq and is a predicted model, not a curated record. Lineage: Eukaryota; Apicomplexa; Aconoidasida; Haemosporida; Plasmodiidae. The transcript is spliced from 6 exons. The coding region runs from base 264 to 827 and encodes 187 amino acids.